UCUAACAUGGAAUCCAAAUCAAAAUCUACCGUUAGUUAUACCUUAUUCUUGUACCGCGAAGAAUUGCGUCGUAAUCAAACACAUUAUAUACGUUUGAAUCGUACGAAAAUUUCACUUACCGAUAAAUUGAUAUCGAAAAGUGUGCGCAAUUUGGAAAAAUGUUCAAUGGAAGAUUUGCAAGCCAUCAACCGAGAAAUUUUAUUCAAAAAGAAAUUAAAAUAUCAAGUGCAAAGGAUCAGGAAUUUGGAAAAGCUGGGUGUGAAAAAUGUUAAUCCAAAUCAAUUGCCCACCACGGAAUUGUGA
Molecule: messenger RNA, 303 nt
Organism: Lucilia sericata (common green bottle fly)
Lineage: Eukaryota; Metazoa; Arthropoda; Insecta; Diptera; Calliphoridae
Exons: 1
Coding region: 7-303 (98 amino acids)
Source: RefSeq, a predicted model, not a curated record